UGGGACAGUCCCAGGGGUGGGGGUAGCCUCCACAGUCUCUGCAAGGCAGUUACCACCUUGACCCCCCACCCCUCACCCGGGUGAAAGUCUCCCCUCUGGCUGUAAUUCCACAGUUAGAACUUCAUACCUUUGGCUUAAAGAAUUUUCUGUUACCAUGUGGAUGCCCCAGGUCGAGGGGCCCACUCCUGCUUAAAAACACCAUGCGUGCAGAGUAUUGUAGGGAGCUCGGUAGUCAGCCAUUGGAGAGAAGGGGGCAGCGGCACUGAGAGACCGCCAGACCGGACAUGGCCUUGACUCCAGGGCCUGAUCUGCUCCUCCAUGAAGACCCGAAGAUGACACCUAGUCUCACCUCCUUUGCAGCCCCAGGUUUAGGCUCUGGUCCAGUCCCUGAGCCCAACCCAGAUAUGGCCCUGGUUCCGAUCUCGAAUUUACCCCUACGUCCUGGCUUGGCUCUUCUUCCAGACCUCAGUCCAACUUUGAGUCCCAUCUCAGAGGGUGCCCCCAGACUGGUGUCUGAUGACACCCUCAUCUCUGAUGACAGCAAGGCCUUGGCUCUGGCCUCCCUCCUGAUCCCCAGUGCCUGCUCUGCUGAAGCCCUGGAUCUGAAUUCUGACCACAUCUUGAGGCCCAACUCACAGGGACCCCUCUGUCCGGCCUCAAACCCCAUUCUGGGCCCUGGCUCUUUUGAGGCCACUGGUGUGAGUUCAGGGAACCACUCCAGGUCAAACGCUGAGGAGGCCAAGUGCCACUCGAGCAAGAUUUUUGAUUUGGGUCAGAGUAACUCCAAUCCUUCCAGGCCAGAAACAAACCCGUUUAUAAGGCCCCAGUCAAGAGAAGCCCUAGCUCUGGGCCAGCAUGUCUCCAGGCUGGGCUCCAAGGCGCUCCUCAUUCCAGCCUCAGACACUUUCCCGGACCCUGACUCCCAUCAGCUGCUCAGCGUUGGCUCAAAGACCAUCUCCAAGCUGAACCUGAAUGCGGCUCCAGAUUCUUACAAGACCCUAAUCCCAGACACAAACCAGUACAUCACUUUGGCUCCCCAUAACAUCUCUGGGUCUGUGUCAAAAGGAACGUUUGGUGCAACCUGGAGCUCCAGUUCCAAGGGAACCAUCAGUGCGGCUGCAAAUGACCACCCCAGAUCAGAUCUGAACAUGACCGUCACUCAGGCCUCGUGCGUGACCCUGAUUCCCGGCUCCAGCGACAGCCGCCACUCCAGCACCCACAGACCCAGCUCCGACAUCUCUCCCCACUCCUGCAUGACCUUGAUCCUGGGCUCCAACGAGACUCUGAGCCUGGGCUCCAGCCUCAUGUUCAGCGACACCUCCACCUUGACGCUGAGCAGCCAGCAGGAUUAUUCCGAGGACAAUAGCAUCCACACCGUGCCCUUGGAGGAGAACCUGGGGAGCUGGGGCGAGAUGGCCGGCAUCGAGGUGGGCCACUUCCCGCUGCGGCUGCCCAUCUGCAACACCACUGACACGGACACCACGGCCUUCCAAAGCAGCCCUGAGAAUGCAGGAGCCUUUGAUGAAGUGACCUCAUGCCUGGUGAAGGUGACAGAGAAGAAGGAAGAUGGCCACCACACGGGUCUGGUUUUGCCCUCCACUGCCUCCGAGGUCACCCUCCAGAAGGACAAGGACCUGCUGGAAGUGGAAGGAGAGAAGAAGACCAUGAUAAAGAAGAUGAUGAGGCAGAUCCAGGAGGAACCACUGGAUUCGCUCUCGAGCUCUGUCCGCCGGCAGGCCAUGGAGACCUUGACCCAGCUGAGCCACACGCAGCCCAUGCUGGGCAUGCGGGAGAGGUCGGAGCUGGUGAGCACGUGUGUGCAGAGCGUGUUCUCCCUGCCCUCCGUGCAGACCAUGCAGGAGAAGGAUGAGGCCAAGGCUGAAGCCAUCCAGACACUUUACCAUCAGACGCUGGAUGCCCUGCAGACGCUGCUCAAGGCCCUCUUUAUUGAGGACCCCACUCCUGCCGGACUGAAGAGCAUCUUGGAGCCACUGGGGCCCUGGAUGAACUCUGGGAAGGCCCACGAGCGAGCGCGGGCUGUGAACAGCAACGUCUCUGUAUUGAAUUACACUCUCCUGACCCUGCCUUUCUUUAUGUCCUCGGGGUUCCCGGCGCUGGGGCUUCUGCUGGGAAGGCUCAUCCUUCGCAUCGGGGAUCCUGAUGAGGAGAUCGGCCGGGAGGCCCUGGACGGCAUCAUCAUUCUCUACACUAUUCUGGAGCUCCAAAAACGAGCCAGAGACAAGGAGGAGACCAACAAGAAGGAACUGUACGAGAGCAACAAGCGUUUCCUGGGGCCCUACAACCCGGUCAGCCCGUGCCAGAACAUCCUGCGUGUGAUCGCGGAAUUUGGAGACUUCCUGGGCCCUCAGCAGGUGAAGGACCUGCUGCUGGCUGCCCUGGAAGGACUGAAAGGCGGCUCGGAGGCUCGCGGGAAGGAGUCCGGGGAGAUGAUGCAGCUGGCCUCGGAGGUCACGCUCAGCUCAGUGCUGGAGUGGUACCGCCACAGGGCGCUGGAGGUGAUCCCAGAAAUCAUGCAGGGCAUCUACGUGCAGCUGAGCCACAUCCAGGAGCCACGGGCCCGCGAGGUGGCCCUGCUGCCAGUCUCCCUCCUGGCCAGCUCCUUCAUGACCGAGGUCGUGGUGGCCCUGCUCAUGUGCCCCCUCCCGCUGGACAGCAAUGGGGCAGAGAUGUGGCGGCAGCUGAUACUGCGCAAGCCCAGCUGCGAUGUGCGGGACCUCCUAGAUCUGCUCCUGACCAGCCUGAAGGAGAAACCUGUCACCAAGAAGGGCCGGGCCUCCAUCGUUCCCCUGGCGGCAGCCAGCGGCCUAUGCGAGCUCCUGUCGGUCAACAGCUGCGUGGGCCGCGUGAGGCGCAUCUACCCGCAGCUGCUCCUGGCCCUGCUCAUUCAGGUCCACUACCACAUCGGUCUCAGCCUGCCGGGCCGCGUGGCGCCUCGCCGGGAGGCCAAGAAGGACGCGCCGCUCCCGGUCUUCGUGCCUGUGCGCUGGGUGGUGAAAGUGGUGAAAACCCUGCUGCUGAAGAUGGGCUGUUCUUAUGAGGCCACCUUCCUGGAGGACCAGGGUGGCUGGGAGCUUAUGGGACAGGCAGAGAACCACCACCGCGGAGUGUCCCUGCUGGCAAGGGCCAUGGUGCAGUAUUCCUGCCAGGAGCUGUGCCGUAUUCUCUACCUGCUCAUCCCGCUCCUGGAGCGAGGCGACGAGAAGCACAAGAUCACAGCCACUGCUUUCUUCGUGGAGCUCCUCCAGAUGGAGCAGGUGCGGAGGAUCCCCGAGGAGUACUCUCUGGGGCGGAUGGCAGAAGGCCUGAACCACCGGGACCCUGUCAUGAAGGUGCUGUCCAUCCGAGGCUUGGUCAUCUUGGCCCGCAGGACUGAGAAGACAGCCAAGGUGCAGGCCCUCCUGCCCUCCAUGGUGAAGGGCCUGAAGUGCGUGGACGGGAUGCUGGUGGUGGAGGCGGUCCACAACAUCAAGACCAUCUUCAAGGGGCAGGACCGGAAGCUGAUGGACAGCUCAGUGUACGCGGAGAUGCUGCAGGUCCUGCUGCCGCACUUCAGUGAUUCGCGUGAGGAUGUGCGCUCCUCCUGCAUCAACCUGUACGGGAAGGUGGUGCACCUGCUCCGGUCGGCACACGCCCAGGCCCUGGAGGAACAGUUGACCAGCACGCUGGUGCCCCUGCUGCUGAUCAUGCAGGAGGGCAACGCCAAGGUGAGCCAGAAAUGUGUGAAGACCCUGUUCCGCUGUUCCUGCUUCAUGGCAUGGGAGUUGCCGAAAAAAGCGUACAGCCGGAAGCCCUGGGAUGACCAGCCACAGGUGGUGCCCAAGAUCUGCAAGUACCUUGUGAAUACCCAUCGAGACUGCGCCUUCACAUUCCUCAGCCAGAGCCUAGACUACUCCAAGAACUCCCGGGCCUCCCUCCGGAAGUCCUCGGUCAUGUUCAUAGGGUCCCUGGUCCCCUGCAUGGAGAGCAUCAUGACAGAGGACCGUCUGGACGAAGUGAAAGCCGCCCUGGAACUCCUGAGACACGACCCAGAAGCAUCGGUGUGUAUCUGUGCAGCCCAGGCCCAGGACCACAUCCUGGCCAGCUGCUGGAGGAACUCCUGGCCACUGCCACACGGGGACUCGUGGGUGUGUGACCCAGCCAGCACGCACCGCUGGAGCCCCAGCUGUGAGAACCUGCCCACAUCCCACCAGCGGCGCUCCUGGGUCAUGAAGGCGCUGGCUUCCUGGAAGAUGUCCUUGAAGCAGUGAUGUCCCCGCCCCACCCACACUCACUGUAAAUGCUCCAUGGCUGACCUCCCCACCCUGGGCAUCUCCUCACGGGGAUGCCCCAGGCUCU
Messenger RNA from Tupaia belangeri chinensis (Chinese tree shrew), 4356 nucleotides. It is a transcript of the gene MROH7, whose product is annotated as maestro heat like repeat family member 7. NCBI's taxonomy places the organism in Eukaryota, Metazoa, Chordata, Mammalia, Scandentia, Tupaiidae. The transcript is spliced from 25 exons. The coding region runs from base 285 to 4268 and encodes 1327 amino acids. Gene Ontology annotation, cellular component: cytoplasm. The record is from RefSeq and is a predicted model, not a curated record.